This is a messenger RNA of Engraulis encrasicolus (European anchovy), 730 nucleotides long. RefSeq names its product mitotic spindle organizing protein 1 (gene mzt1). Gene Ontology annotation, biological process: mitotic spindle assembly; microtubule nucleation by interphase microtubule organizing center; gamma-tubulin complex localization. Bases 246 to 467 code for a protein of 73 amino acids. Lineage: Eukaryota; Metazoa; Chordata; Actinopteri; Clupeiformes; Engraulidae. The record is from RefSeq and is a predicted model, not a curated record. The transcript has 3 exons. Gene Ontology annotation, cellular component: spindle; interphase microtubule organizing center; centrosome.
CAUUUUUCAUGUAUUUCUAGCUCUACUGUUUUUCUACGAGAGUGAUUACUCUUAGAGACUGUAUGUAUUUCAGUUACACAUCGCUACACAUAAGACUAAACGAGGAUUCUUCAGUCAGCCUAAAGAAAUAGCCCAUUCAUCGCAGUAGUCUGCUGUUCGGUGUCAUCAAUACUGUUAGCUAAUGCUACAUAGCUAGCACGUUCGGUAAUUUGCGUCUUGUUGAUUGCUGAGGCGAGGUCUUUGCCAUGGCAAGUGCUACAAAUGCAAACAUGAAUGCAGUUCGGGAAACAAUGGACGUGCUGCUGGAGAUAUCGCGGCUCCUGAACACGGGCCUGGAUAUGGAGUCCUUGUCCAUCUGCGUGCGGCUCUGUGAGCAGGGCAUCAACCCAGAAGCUCUGUCAUCAGUCAUCAAGGAGCUCCGCAAAGCAUCCGAUAACCUCAAGGCCACAGAAAACAGCACUAACUGAGAGACGAUCAUCGUGAAUCACCUGAAAUUCCCUUUGCAGUUGACCUUCUCAUGACCUGAUCAAACGAAUGCCAUUGGCAAUUUUACUGUCCUCUGUACCUUCAUGUUGAAACCUGAAAGGCCCUUACCUUGUACAUAUGGGACAUUGUAUAUAUUUAAACUUUUCUAUUUGUAUUAAAUUUGCUUUGAUAAAAAAAAAACACUGUCUGUUUGUCUGUUUUCAAAUGCUUUUUAUUACAUUUUCAAUAAAGCCGUUUCAUAAAC